Prunus dulcis (almond) is the source of this 612-nucleotide messenger RNA. RefSeq lists its product as uncharacterized. Bases 185 to 589 code for a protein of 134 amino acids. The record is from RefSeq and is a predicted model, not a curated record. The transcript is spliced from 3 exons. NCBI's taxonomy places the organism in Eukaryota, Viridiplantae, Streptophyta, Magnoliopsida, Rosales, Rosaceae.
UCGACUUUGCAUAUGGCACAUCACAUCAAAGUUCUCUGUUAAGUUACCACGUGACGCUUAUAAUGAGUAUUGGCGUGAAUUUCAGAAAGCCAUAUGGGAUACUGACAAUAAGGAUGAGUUUGAUGCAAAAUGGAAUAUUGUGGUUACAAAGGCUGGUUUGACUGACCAUCCAUGGCUAAGUACAAUGUCUCGACUUGCUUCAGAUGUGGUUGAGGAUGCAUUAAUGAGUGAAGAAGGAUGUGAGGUACUGUCAGAGACUCUAAAAAGUUUGCAGGUGAAGUUGAAGUUGUUGAAGGAUGGACCAAGUAAUAACGAAGUUGGAGGGUCCAGCUCUCAAACACAAUAUAUGAAAGACCCUAAGAGAGUGAGGUGCAAAGGAAGGUCGAAAGGAGUAACGGGAGCAAAGGAAAAGGCAAUGAAGCGAGGGAUUAGACACGGUCGGGAGUGUGGACACAUUGGUCAUGAUAGAAGACAAUGCCCAGCCUUGAACACACCGACAUCACCGUCGAACAACAACGAAUCAACUCCAAUACAUCGUAGUGACCCAUUAUUCGACGAUUUUGACAGGAUGCACGGACCAAGUGAAUGAUUUAUAUUUGUAUUAGACGAAAU